Phialemonium atrogriseum is the source of this 1683-nucleotide messenger RNA. RefSeq names its product general substrate transporter. Lineage: Eukaryota; Fungi; Ascomycota; Sordariomycetes; Cephalothecales; Cephalothecaceae. Bases 1 to 1683 code for a protein of 560 amino acids. The transcript is spliced from 2 exons. The record is from RefSeq and is a predicted model, not a curated record. Gene Ontology annotation, molecular function: carbohydrate:proton symporter activity. Gene Ontology annotation, biological process: transmembrane transport; carbohydrate transport. Gene Ontology annotation, cellular component: plasma membrane.
AUGAAGGGGCUACUUAGGAAGGUUAACUUUGACAAGUAUAAUCCCGAGUCCGAAAAGGUCGAACAUGACCUUCGCGGCGACGACGGGCUCGACUACUCCCCCCUGCCGCGGGUGACAUGGCGAUCCUUCAGCAUGGGAAUCCUUGUGUCGAUGGGCGGUAUGAUCUUCGGCUAUGAUACGGGACAGAUCUCGGGCUUCCUGGAGAUGCCCGACUUCUUGGCGAGGUUCGGCCAGCCAGGAGGAGAUGGGCCGGGGAAAACCCACCACUUCAGUAAAGUGAGGUCUGGCCUCAUCGUCGCCCUGCUGUCCAUUGGCACCCUCGUCGGCGCCCUCAUCGCUGCUCCGAUUGCCGACCGCAUCGGCCGCAAGUUCUCGCUCUCGUUCUGGUGCAUCGUUGCGUCCGUGGGUUUCGUCAUCCAGAUCGCGGCGUCGACGGCAUGGUAUCAGAUCGUCAUCGGCCGUUUCGUCACGGGCCUUGGCGUCGGCGCGCUCAGCCUGCUGGUCCCCAUGUACCAGGCCGAGACUGCGCCGCCGUGGAUCCGCGGCGCCAUGGUCUGCGCCUACCAGCUGUUCAUCACCUUCGGCAUCUUUCUCGCUGCCUGCUUCAACUACGCCACCGUCACCCACCAGGGCGGGAACUCGGGCUCCUGGAGAAUCGUCCUCGGGCUCGGCUGGGUGUGGACGCUGAUUCUCGGAGUUGGCAUCCUGUUCUUCCCCGAGACACCUCGAUACGACUACCGGCGCGGACGGGGUGAGAGGGCGAGGGAGACGUUGUGCAAAGUCUGGGGCGCCCAACCGAACCACUUCAGCAUCCGCGGUCAGGUCCGGGAGAUCGAGGAGAAGCUCGAGGCCGAGGGCCAACUAUCGUCCAACCCGUACACCGAAUUCACGGGCAUGUUCAGGGCCCCGCGCAUGCGGUAUCGCAUCAUCCUCGGCGUGGUGCUCCAGGCCUUGCAGCAGCUCACGGGUGCCAACUAUUUCUUCUACUACGGGACGACCAUCUUCGAGUCCGUGUCGAUCGACUCGUUUGUCACCCAGAUCAUCCUCAACACCAUCAACUUCCUGACCACCUUCAUCGGCCUCUACCUCGUGGAGCAUUACGGCAGACGCAAGUGCCUCAUCGUCGGCGCCCUCUGGAUGUUCAUGUGCUUCAUGAUCUUCGCCUCGGUUGGCCACUUCAAGCUCGACCAGAAAAACCCGCAGAACACGCCAGGGCCCGGCAUCGUGCUGAUUGUGUUCGCGUCGCUGUUCAUUCUCGGCUUCGCGACGACGUGGGGCCCCAUGGUGUGGACCAUCAUGGCCGAGGUGUUCCCGUCCCGGUACCGGGCGAAGGGCAUGGCUCUCUCGACGGCCAGCAACUGGACCUUCAACUUCCUGAUCGCCUUCUUCACGCCCUUUAUCAUAGGGGCCAUCGACUUCCGCUACGGCUACGUCUUCGCCGCCUGCAACCUGCUCGGCGCGGUGGUCGUCUACUUCUUCGUCAUCGAGGGCCAGGGCAGGACGCUCGAGGCCAUCGACACCAUGUAUCUCCUGCACAUCAGUCCCCGCAAGAGCUCCAAGUGGGUGCCUCCACCGAGAGAGGAGAUGACCAAACUGAGAAAGGCCGCGGGGAUAGAGCUGCCGACGCGUAGCAGUGUCGACGGUGGCGCUACGAGCGGUGCAUCUGAGCAUCACGAGGUGUAA